Gopherus flavomarginatus (Mexican gopher tortoise) is the source of this 1530-nucleotide messenger RNA. Its product is annotated as tripartite motif-containing protein 10-like. The record is from RefSeq and is a predicted model, not a curated record. The transcript has 8 exons. The coding region runs from base 19 to 1530 and encodes 503 amino acids. Gene Ontology annotation, molecular function: protein binding; zinc ion binding. NCBI's taxonomy places the organism in Eukaryota, Metazoa, Chordata, Testudines, Testudinidae.
AAUGACCCUGAAGGUGCCAUGGCUUCAGUGACUCCUAUACAGGAAAUCCAAGAGGAAACCAAAUGUCCCAUCUGCCUGGAAUAUCUGACAGACCCAGUGACCAUAGAUUGUGGACACAACUUCUGCCGAGGCUGCAUCACUCUGCACUGUGAGACAUGGACAGAGGGGGACUAUGACCCUUUGUGCUGCCCCAGUUGCAGAGCCCUGAUCCAGAAAGGAGCUCUCCGGAAUAACUAUCAGCUAGCAAAUAUAGUGGAAAAAAUAAAACAACUGCUUUUAGGAACAGGAAAUAGCAAUCUGUGUGUGAGACACCAGGAGAAACUUAACCUGUUCUGUGAAGAGGACUGGGAAGCUGUGUGUUUGUUUUAUGAGAGAUCCCCUGAGCACAGGUCUCAUACAGUGCUUCUCAUGGAGCAGGCUGCCCAGAAAUACAAGGAAAAAAUUCAGGCCCAUCUGAAGACACUGAGAGAAGAGAGAGAAAAGCUGCUGGGAUUUAAAGUGGCUGGAGAGUGGAAGAGCCAGGAGUAUUUGAAACAGACACAAACCAAGAGGCAGAAAAUUGUAUCUGAAUUUCAGCAGCUGAGGCAGUUCCUGGAGGAACAUGAGCGACUCCUGCUGGCCCAGCUGGAAAAUUUGGACAAGGAGAUUGGGAAGAUGCAAAGUGAAAAUGUCACCAAACUCUCUGAAGAGAUUUUCUGUCUUAGUGAGCUGAUCCAUGAGAUGGAAGGGAAGUGUCAGAAGACAGUGAAUGAAUUCCUGCAGGAUGUCACAAGCACCUUGAGCAGGUGUGAGAAGGGGAAAUUCCAGCAACCAGUGGAGAUUUUUCCUGAACUGGAAAAGAGACUCAGCAAUUUCGCGGAGAAAUCUAUUGCUCUAAUGGAGGCUCUGAGGAAAUUCAAAGACACUCUGCUGUCUGAAGUGAAGACAAAAAGAGGGGGAUCCCUGGGAGCACAUAUACAAGCAAAUGUGACUCUGGAUCCAGACACGGCUCAUCCCAACCUGGUCCUGUCAGAGGAUCGGAAAAGUGUGAGAUGUGGACAUGCAUGGAAGGAUCUGCUCAACAACCCUGAGAGAUUUGACACUGAGCUCUGUGAGCUGGGCUGUGAGGACUUCACCUUGGGGAGACAUUGCUGGAAAGUGGAGGUGGGGGAUAGGGGAUCCUGGUCUGUGGGGGUAGCCAGAGAGUCUGUGAGGAGGAAGGGAUGGAUCAGCCUUAAUCCUGAGGGAGGGAUCUGGGCUGUGGAGUGGUACUGGUGGGGUCAGUUCUGGGCUCUCAUCUCCCCUGUGACCCCCCUGCCCCUGAGCCGGGAGAUCAAGAGGAUCCGGGUUUGUCUGGACUGUAAAAGGGGUCAGGUGACAUUUUUUGAUGCUGAUAACGAGGCCCCGAUCUUCACUUUCCCUUCGGCCUCAGUCCUUGGUGAAAGAAUCCACCCCUGGCUCUGGGUAGGGGCAGAAGCUCAGCUCAGACUGUGUCCCUCAGGCAUGGGGUGGGGAGACUAUACCACUGGGGACCCUGGAAUCAGCCUCUGA